CUCGCCCUCAAUCUUGUUUACAAACGAGAGGAUUCUGAAAAAGAGACGGAUUUUGGAAGAAAAGGAUGAAUUUACGGCUGGAAUAAGACUCGAAGAUGGAGUCACCUGUUAAGCAUCCUUCCGGAGAAUCCCCAGACGUGACAGGAGUGUCGCGCUCAGGGAGGGUGAGGAAGAAAUCGUCAAAGUUAGCAGACUUCGAGUCUCCGGAUGAGAUCGACACCAGGUUUAAGCGUAAAACUGACAGGCCGCAAAAAUCGCCACAAAAAGGUAGUGAUGUAUAUGAUGAAUCAGAUGGUGAGAUUGAUGAUGACUUACUUGAAGUGAAAGAUGAGCCUUUAGAAGUUGAUGAUUGGGGAGACAAUGAUGAUGGUGAUGAAGACAUUGUUGAGGGUGAUGAUAAUGAUGAUGGAGAUGAAGGGAACGAUCCCUUGCAUGUUGAUGAUGACUCAACCGAUAUGCCACGAGAAACCUCUAAUUAUAGCCAGGCUCAGUCUCUGUACCUGUCUGAGAAACAAGGGAAAAAGAACAUCAUGCUGAAGGACGGCCAGGUUGUGCAGAGGAAGAAAGCCCAGCGCAAGGAUAAAGGAAAAUCAAGAUUCACAGCCUAUAUGUUGUGGGCCAGAGAAAUCAGACCUGGCAUUAUACAAGCAAACCCCAACAUGGGUAAGUAAAGCAUAUGCAUAUUGAUAUAGGUUUUCUCUGGUCAUUUCAUUCUU
Molecule: messenger RNA, 716 nt
Organism: Penaeus indicus
Lineage: Eukaryota; Metazoa; Arthropoda; Malacostraca; Decapoda; Penaeidae
Exons: 6
Coding region: 96-671 (191 amino acids)
Source: RefSeq, a predicted model, not a curated record